Puccinia graminis f. sp. tritici CRL 75-36-700-3 is the source of this 540-nucleotide messenger RNA. RefSeq lists its product as uncharacterized. The record is from RefSeq and is a predicted model, not a curated record. Gene Ontology annotation, molecular function: DNA-directed RNA polymerase activity; mitochondrial promoter sequence-specific DNA binding. The transcript is spliced from 4 exons. Bases 1 to 540 code for a protein of 179 amino acids. Lineage: Eukaryota; Fungi; Basidiomycota; Pucciniomycetes; Pucciniales; Pucciniaceae. Gene Ontology annotation, cellular component: mitochondrial DNA-directed RNA polymerase complex. Gene Ontology annotation, biological process: mitochondrial transcription.
AUGAACAAAGUGGUAGCGGAAAGGCUAGACUUGGACCCGGAAAAUACGCACCCAAAGAACGGGGCCUAUCUGGUGCACGGGUUGCCGCUGAUGCGGACCCGUGACCUGCCCAAACAAGCCCAUUGGUUCCAUGGCCUCGAGAAAUUCUAUAAGGCCCUUGAAAAGCUUGGCCAAGUGGUUCCGAUUCCAGAAAACUUGAACCAAAUAGGAGACAAUAUUUGUUGGGGAUUAUUGAAUUUUGUGGAAAAGAAAGAGCUAGGCAAGGAUGGUUUGCAAUGGUUGAAGAUCAAUCUCUCGAAUAAUUAUGGGAAUAAUAAGGCUAGCUUGGAUGAUUGGGCAAAGUUUAUUGAGGAGCAAUUGGAGUUGGUCAUUGAUUCUGCAGAUCAACCAUUAGAGGGAAACCUUGUCCCAGGCAAGAAGCCCGGAGACGUCUACUUGAAGGUUGCCAUCAAGGUUUCAAAACUCCUUGACUUCAACACCACUAAUGGUCACGAUAUCGCUAAGGCGCUUAAAGGGCAUAUCAAACGCAAAGUGGUCUAA